ACUAGGGGAAAGAUGGCGGCGUCCUCUUCAGCAGGACGCGUUUUGACUCUUUGCAAGCAGUUUCAAAAUGUCUUUAGGAUAUCUUCUGCGAUAAAUACUAAGCAUUGUACUGCCACUUUGACCAGAUGCCAGCCUCAUCUGUACAGGGAAACGUCCCCACUCGCUGCCCUGUCUUGGUGCAGUCCUAUCAGCGCUGUGAGUCAGUGUCGAGCCCUGCACACCACCGUCAGCAGGAGAGGGCUGGACGAGUUCUUCGACCUGCCUGAGAACUGGGGAGAGAACAACGUGAAGUCAGGUGCACCAUGGGCUGCCAAACAACUGAGGACGAAGAGCAAUGAGGAUUUGCACAAACUCUGGUAUGUGCUGUUGAAAGAAAAGAACAUGCUGCUCUCACUUGAACAGGAGUCGAGAAGGCAAAGGCUUCAGAUGCCAAGUCCAGAAAGAUUAAAGAAGGUUGGUAUGAUGCUCCACUGUCAUGCUCUUACAACGUCUUCAUUUUAA
Messenger RNA from Notothenia coriiceps (black rockcod), 501 nucleotides. RefSeq names its product mitochondrial ribosomal protein L47 (gene mrpl47). The coding region runs from base 13 to 501 and encodes 162 amino acids. The record is from RefSeq and is a predicted model, not a curated record. Gene Ontology annotation, cellular component: mitochondrial large ribosomal subunit; mitochondrial ribosome. The transcript is spliced from 4 exons. Gene Ontology annotation, biological process: mitochondrial translation. Gene Ontology annotation, molecular function: structural constituent of ribosome. NCBI's taxonomy places the organism in Eukaryota, Metazoa, Chordata, Actinopteri, Perciformes, Nototheniidae.